GGCUCCACGUGCGAACGUGGUAGAGCACUGAGCGAGCCAAAAAGCGCAUUUGGUAUUCUGAGCCUGAGAUUUUUUCAAUUUCAACACAAAAGCGCAAAGGAAGAAAAACAUGUUCCCCGGGAUCAUCAGUCGUCGGCCCACCUCGGCACCGCGCAUGCAGGUGCUUGCGGAGGGCGAAGUUCCGGUGCCGCUCAAGGACUCAUUGCCUCUGUCCGGCCGCCCGGAUUCGACUGGUUCUAACGGCAAUCGAAACAAGCCGACGAAGAUUGUCAAGCUGUCUUCGCCCGCCGCAAGUGGAAAAAACGGAGUUGUGAGCGGCAGUUUCAAUGCGAGCAGUGGAAUAUCGAAGCAGAGUACUGCUUCUACCUCGCAACACAACCCGAUUAUACCCCUGAAAACUGGGACAAGUCCGUCGUCCUCGAGCACGGCAAAACAGGGCAUCAAAGGGGCGGGGAAUGGUGCCGCCGCCGCGAUGAAAUACACCCCGUCCGGAGGAAAAGGUACGAGCACCCGAGGAGCACAAAAAACCCCGCCUGAUAUUGCAUCCGGGGGUAGAACCAGCGGAAAUAGGAAAGGAAGCACCACGAACUCUACUUCCUCAAGGCCGCCCUCGAAUAAAAAUGUCUCGAUGUUGGCAGGGGCUACGCCUGGAGGGUCCAACGCCAGCGGUCGCUUGCAACCCGACGGAAUGAAAAGCAAAGGGAAGAUCACGGCUCCGCAAAACGCAGCUAAAAAUGCAAUGCAAUCGGACAAGGUAGCUGGUGGUACGGCAAAACUGCCAUCCCCGACGAGCACUCAAGCAGCCAACGCGCUGAUCGAGGGACUGCUGAGCGGAAAAUACGACCCGGGAGGUGGGGGAGAAGAGGACAAGGGGAGCCUGGCACUGGCUCUGUGGAACGGCGAGGGCAAAGAUGAGUAAGACGAAAAGAUCAACAAUUUUUUUUUGAGAUUCUGUCCAACUUUUUGCAUCGAGUUCGAAGGUCGCUUUUGAUUUUAUGGGGGCAUGUGCUCUGUGACACGAUGCUACUUAAAAUCAUGCGCAACAGGAUUGACGACCGCGAGCUGGAGAGAAUGUCGUUGCAACUGCAGUGGACUAGUAAUCCCGAGGAUCCAGAUGGUCCGUACGAAGCCACCUUGCCCGAGGCGCAAUCGAGCAUGGAGCUGGUGUCGAGCUUGCUGCAUAAGCAUGAAAAAUCCCAGCGGGACCGGAUCGCGGAACUGCAGAACUACAUGCACGACCUGAUGCAGCAGUAUACUUGGGGGUUUUUGUUUUUGAUGGUCGUCUUGCCAUCUAGGAAAAUGCAAAUAUUGCAUGAGAUGAUAUCAUGAGAAGCACUCCCAGUCCCACUGCAGCUGUGCAGCAAUACAAGAAUGAAAAAUCCCGUUUCAGGCAUACCCUACCGUCCGCCUUUGAGGAUGUUGCAGACGUUGCUGCGGAUUCAGGACACGGCAAGGAGAGCGUCUUACCCACGUUUCUCACCCGCUGUCUGGAAGAAGAGGACGAAGAAUGGGAUGGGAAGGAUGGACAGGUAUCUAUUGAGUUCUUUUUUCAUCACGACUUUGCAUUUGGAUUCUAGGCGACAAGCACCAGAGGAAGUUCACCAUUCCGUGCAGUUUGAGGGAUGCAAUCAAACAACUUGCAGCUCGUCUCCCAAGCUGGACAGUCCCCGUCAAAGUCUGGGAAAUCGAAGCCUCGCCCAAGGAUCACUUUCGUCUCGGGGAAUUACACGCCGGAAGAGUGCAUUCUGAUCGAGGAAGGCUUGAACCAAAUCGCGCGGCUAGACGACAUUCUGAAAAACAUGGAACAGAAGGAACAGAAGGUGAAGUCCGAAUUGGAAGCGACUAGGAAGCAGUGGUAACAAGAAGUGUUGUUCUCAAGAUUACAUAGCGCUCUCUUGCUUGCAUCAAUUGUCCAUGUAGUUGUGACCCACCUCAUGCGUUGCUUUUGAAACGCGGGAUAAUUCCAAUUUCUCCGCAAUUUUUUGUUCGAUCACACGCAUCCUCACAGGGAGGACCGUUCGGUGGAGAAGAACGCGUCGCAGGCUCGCAAGGAGCAGCUGCACGCUUUGGUUGAAAAAGGUCUUCUUGCUGCCGACCACGCGGAUCUCGGAACUGCAAACACGGCUGGACAGCAGAAGGCGUUGAAGUCCUCUACCGCAGGGUCGCAUAGUAGUACCUCCCUAGCGAAGAGAAACGACUGGAUGUCAAGCUCCUCGGCCCAAUCGGAGCAAAACAGCAACACCUCAGAGAUCGACUUCCCGCUCGAGCAAGGGACCAAUGUGAACUGGGACCGGUGGAACAGCACAUCUAGUCUGAUCCCGGCGUACAACAACAGCGGUAAUUAUAGCCAGAUGAGCGUGAGCAUAAUGUCCUCGGUCAGUUUGGAACAACAUGCGGACGGGUUCGAGACUCCGCCGGUCAUUGGAGAUCGAGGCGGGGGCGAGCAGGAGAAAAAUGCGUUGAAACAUCAAGUGCAGCUCGUCCGAUCGGGAAACUUGGUGAAGAAAAAAGAAGAAGAUCAUGCGAAUGUUGACCACGACGAGGACUACCUGAACCGGUCCAGCGCGUCUGCCUCUUCCGCUCCGUCGACCGGGUUGCCCAGCAGUAGCUCCAUCAGCACGCGGCAACCGUCCAAGGACAGCGCCUCGAGCGCAUCGGCGAGCGCCACCGCGUCGUCCAGUAACCGUUCGUCUGCACACGGCGCACAGAGACGGAAUGCGGCGGCGAGCGCGCAGUCACAGCAGAAGCAGCCGCAGGCAACCGCGUUUAGCAAAGUGGCAGCAGGUAAGCAGAUGAACAAGGAUGGAAACAAAGGUAAGGGCCAACGGGAUAGAUCUUCGAGCGGGUCAACGAAUGCGGCGCAAAAGCCGUCCAAUAAAGGCGGAAAGGGAAGUGGUCGAAGCGCAACAUCGAAUGCAGAAAGUAACCAGCUUGCACUUUACACCGCUGACCAGGAGGACUUGCUGGAAAGCGUUCUGCAAGGCAAGCCAAUGGUGACAAACGGAGAAGACGCCAGAGCAAGUGAAGCACCAGACUCGACCGCACCAGAAGAAGCAGACGGGAGCGUCUCGCCCAUCCGCCGCAAGGAGCCGGCGCAGCUUUAUGCCAAGGAGGAUCUUGCAGCGCUUGCCGACAUCGACGCGAGACUGCAACAGCUGUCAAUCGCAAGCGAGGGAAGUCACAGUGGUGCAAACGAACUCGGGGUGGUAGGAGGCGAAACUUCUGGGGCCAUGAAGGCGAUUACGGAGGGAGGGGGGAAGUCGUCGGCGUUUGCAGAUGGUAUUGAUGAUUUAUUUUCUACUUGAUGUAGUAGAAGUUGCGACACCAUGCUGUGUGGUGCUACUGUGUUUGAAACUUGGUGAUGCUCUGAUAGGACAUUUGAAAAAUUGAAUAUCACCGUCAAGCAUAUCAAUGCUGCAACCUAAAACAGACAACUUCGCCGGUCGGGCCGACGAGUUGCUGCAGCAGGUAGCGCAACUCCGAGACAUCGACAAAUUUGCAGCAAGGCUUCCACAGUUUGACGACGAUGACGGUGCCGCCGACGAGAGUUACAGCAACACAGAUGUAUUGAGCAGCAGCAGCAGCAGCACUACCAGGAUCGGUAGCAAGUCCAGACCGCGGAAGGAUUCGUUCGAAGAAGACAUCUCGUCUGUUCCGAUAUCGCAGCUCUUCGCCCGGCGGCGCUCCAGGACGGCCUCGUGGAACGAGAGCGAAGACGAGUUGUUCACCAGUAAGAGAAGUGGUUCUAUUUCUGGUGCGCCGUUACCCAGAGCGGGUCUUGGGUCUUCACUAGGUGAUCAACAACAGCACCAUCUUCUGGAAGAAGAUUCGCGCGAUGUGACGAUGCGCAUGCCGCCCGUGGAGGAAGACUUCGACGUCGACCAGGAUGUUUUUGCCACCUCUUCCGACCGCUACCCGAGCUCCCGACGGGAAGUAGAUCUGCACGGCGAUCACAUGUCCCAACACCACGGCAGCAAUUACGAGAAAGAUUCGGCGUACGGGGCUGCCCCAUCCGGCUCUUCCGCCACCGCUUCCUCGCCGAACACCAGCCCGUCGAAACCGAGGAAGCGCGCGAGCCAGAAAGUGGACCACAUCGAAGACAUUGAGGACGAGAUCGCGCGGGUGCGGGGGUUGCUGGCCCAGUCGGCGGCGCAGGAGGCGGUGCCCACCGGGAAAGUGGCGAUCUCGCAGUCCUCCAAGGAGGAAUUUUUGGAGGAAAAGCUGCGGGCCAUGGGUCUGCUCAGUGCGGACGAGGGGCUGGGGUAGGGAGUGGGUUUUUAUUGAAAUAAGGGGUACCUGUUUUCAACAUACUACGACUUGCUCUUGCUCUCAGUUUUAGCUAUGUCACUGGUCACUCGACGUUACUACAGCGCAGUAAACAACUUAAGCAGAUAACGGACAACAUCUCGCUUGCGAGACUGCGCACAGGAAUAUGGUUCUUUUGUUUAGAAGAGAGGCAACAUUUCGAAGAUUUAUCCACUUUUGGCAGGUUUUGAAGCUGGCCAUCUGUAGCGCAGCGCCCCC
Molecule: messenger RNA, 4524 nt
Organism: Amoebophrya sp. A120
Lineage: Eukaryota; Dinophyceae; Syndiniales; Amoebophryaceae
Source: the annotation of a GenBank genome assembly